AUGACAACGGAGGUGGCGGGUCGCAACAUCAUAGUCGCAGUCGACGAGUCCGAGCAAAGCUUCUACGCCUUGCAGUGGGCGUUUGACCACAUUAUCCGGAAGGACGCCGAUAAGACGAUACUCGUCACAGUGGAGACGCCCAUUACCAGUAGCGCAGGAGCGUUCGCGAUUCCAGAGGACAACGAGCUGAGCGUGGAGGACGACAAGGAGCAGGAGACGAAGAGCGUCGCCGAGAGGGCCGAAGCCAUCUGCAAGGAGAACCAGGUGACAAGCGUGACGAAGGUGUACCAGGGCGAGGCGAGGGAGGCGAUCUGCCAGGCGUGUGAGGAGAACGAGGCGAGCAUGCUGGUGAUUGGCAGCCAUGGCCACGGGCCCGUCAAGAGAAGCUUCCUCGGCUCCGUCAGCGACUACUGCUCCAAAUACGCUCGGUGUCCCGUGGUUGCUCAGGCGGCGGACGUCCUAGCUUCGGGCAGGUUCCGAGCCACAGUGCUGCCGGACCUGCCUGCUCCGGCAGGCUUCAGAGAUUUCUUGCAGCUGCCCCUCUCUCUGCUUCCACUCCCCUCCUCGUCCUCUCCCCCUCCUACCUCCUCCUUUCCCCCUCCUACUACCUCCUCCGUUCCCAAUCCUCCUGUCUCUUCCCUCACUUUCAAUACAAGCACUCUCGAUGCGUCAACUCACAGUCAAGAGGUUCCCUUAGCUGCCAGUGCUGGUAACCAGUCUGUUACCGGCAGCACAACGGGUAGCCAGACCACUCUGAAGGCUCCAGACAGCUCUGUUGCGGUUCCGGCGGUUGCCCAGGUGCUGACGGUGGCGGCGCAGGUGAAAACAACAGAGGCGGUGAGGCAGCAGAUGGUGGAGAAGGCUGUUCAGGUGGCAGGGGGCAGGGAGGGCAGCUCUCCAGGUGCUCUGCUGCUGCUGUCAGGAGCCCACCCCAUGCGCUCGUGGCCGCUCGUGAAUCGUCUCAUGCCCACCAACUCGCUCCACAUGCUGCGAGAAGCACACAGGCUCCGAGAGGCAGGCCAAAUCCCGCAAUGUGUUCAGUUGUGGGCUGUGGAGAACCCUCUCACUGGGUCUGUUGACCGUUUGGAGCACAAGUUGGAGGCGGGAGCGGAGGCCAUUAUACUGCAACCCCCGGUGGUUCCAGAAGCCUUUCAGCAAUGGUGGUGUGCCGCUGAACAGAGAGGCCUCACCACUGCAGUCCCCAUGAUUAUCGGCGUGCCGCUCAUCACCUCGGCACGCAACCUCGCCUUCUGGAUGCUCCUCACAGACGCCAAGGGAGGGCAGGCUGACGCUGAGAUCGCCAGGUAUCGGCAGGAGGAAGAGCGGCUAGCAGGGACGGGCGUGUUGGAUGUGGACCAGUUCCGGGCGUUCCGCCAGCACUGGACGGAGCAAUACCUCACACUUGCGAAGCAGCUCAAAGGGGCAUCAGGAGUGCAUGCCAUGCCCAUCAACCCGCGUGGAUGGAAGGACCUGCGUCGCUCCAUUCUAACCGGCGCGCUCGAACGCUUGCUCGUAUGGGACGUACGAAAGGGCACGCUUCUACAGCAGCUCUCGCCACAGCCGGUCGGCGCCGGCUACAGCCAAGGGGGCGGCGCGGGUGCUGCCGGCAGCGCAGCCGGCAGCGUGCAUGAUGCCGUCCCGGCGGUAGCGGACGUGACGGCGAUUUGCCCGUCGCCGGCCGACGCGACGCAGGUGGCGGCGGGGUACACGGACGGCACGGUGCGCGUGUGGAACAUGGUGGACGGCACGUGUAGGACAAGCCUUGCCGGCCACAGGUCGGCUGUAGCAGUGGUGCGGUACAACGCGGCCGGCGCGCUGCUAGCGUCGGGCGGCAGAGACGCGGAUAUCGUGGUGUGGGACGUGGCGGGCGAAGUGGGGCUCGUGCGAUUAAGAGGCCACAGAGACCAGAGGCACAUCAAGCUCGCCCUCCACCACUGCAUCCACACCCCUAGCCUAACACCCCAUCCCUUCCCUCCUUUUCCACCCCCCUCCCCUCCCCCAUCCCCCGCCCUCAAACUGUCCAGCCGGCCGUCACUGGCGCUAGCUCUGCACAAUAACAGUGUGACGCGGGCGAACAAGGGGGGUUCUUAUAGGAGAAAGAAUGGGGAGGUGAGACGAGGGAGAAACGGAGGUGAGACGAGGGAAAAGGGGAGAGAAAAGGUGAGGGUCGUGAGUGGGAGCAUCACGUGCCUCCCUCCCCCUUUCAUAACCCUCCCUUCUCUGUUCGUCCACCUUCCAAUCCAUGCUGUUCCCUUUACCCAUUCCUCUAUCCCUCCCUCCCUCUCUCCGUCUUUCCCUCACCCUCUCAAUCCUCUCUUCCCCCUCCUGUCUUCCAGAUCCACACGAUUCACGCCGACAGCAGCACCCGGGCGACUUUUGAGUCGACUCAAAAGUCCACACGAUUCACGCCGACAGCAGCACCCGGGCGGCAGCGCUGCAGUCUGCCGGCCAUCGACCAGCUUUGGAGUCGACUCAGAAGCACUCUCCCCCUCUCCAUCCGCCCAUCCCUCCCCUUCUCUCAGAUCCACACCAUACAUGCGGACAGCAGCACCCGGGCAAUCCACACUAUACAUGCGGACAGCAGCACCCGGGCAGCACAGGUUACUGAGUGGGAGCAUCCACACUAUACAUGCGGACAGCAGCACCCGGGCGGCAUCGCUGCAGUCUGCCGGCCACCGAUCUGACGUGCGCUCGCUGGCACUCUCCUCAGAUGGCUCGCUUCUUUUGUCCGUUUCCAAAGGCUCCGCCAAGGUGUGGAACCCUGUAACUGGAGCUUGCCUCUCGUCCUUUGACUCGGGCUAUGGCCUCUGCUGCCUCUUCGCCCCCGGGGAUAGAUAUGCCAUCGCAGGCACACAAGCAGGCGACCUGGAGGUCUUCUCAGUGGCCAGUGCGGAGCGCACCGCUCUCAUCCAAGCAGCGCAUGACAAGGCUGUGUGGGCCAUGGCUGCCCUGCCUGAUAACACUGGGUUUGCGACGGCCUCAGCAGACGGCUGUGUCAAGUUCUGGGAGUUUCAGAUGCAACUCAAGGGAUCCGAUGCAGACAAGGAUGCGUUGGCAGCAGGGAGGGGAGAGAAGUACUUAACAGUGGUGAACAAGCGCACACUCAAGAUGUCCGACGACGUGCUAAGUGUGGCGUUUAGCCCCGACGGCCGAUACAUUGCUCUCUCGCUCCUCGACUCCACCAUCAAGGUAUUCUUUGUCGACUCGCUGCGUUUCUUCCUCUCGCUCUACGGCCACAAGCUGCCAGCCAUCUGUCUCGACAUCUCAUCCGACUCGCAGCUUGCAGUGUCCGGCUCGGCAGACAAGAGCGUCAAGAUCUGGGGGCUGGACUUCGGGGACUGCCAUCGAUCCCUGUUUGCACACCAGGACAGUGUGAUGAGUGUCAAGUUUGUCCCACGCACACACUACUUCUUCUCAUGCGGCAAGGACAGAAGGGUGCGCUACUGGGAUGCAGACAAGUUCCAGCUGCUGCUCACACUGGACGGGCACCACGCUGAGGUCUGGUCGCUGGCAAUCAGCCCUCUGGGCGACUUCCUUGUGUCCGGCUCGCACGAUCGCUCCAUCCGCCGCUGGCAGCGCACCGAUGAGCCCUUCUUCCUCGAGGAGGAGCGUGAGAAGCAGCUUGAAGCCAUGUUCGAAGCCCGGGCCGUGACACUACCAACCGACGCACGCCGCCCGGAAGGGGGCGACGACGAGGAGGGCGGCGAAGGGGGAGAGGCGGCGGGGCCGGGUGGCGCGGCGGGGGAGCUGGGCGGCGUGGGAGGGGCGGCGAGGGGCACUCAGGAGACAGUUUGGGCGGCAGACUCGAUCAUAGAGGCGGUGGAGCUGGCUUCUAUGGAAGAGGCUCGGAUGGUUCCCUUCAUCAAGGACCCCAGCGACCCCACAUCGCUGCUCCCCUCCUUCCAGCCCAACGUGCUCCUCCUCGGCCAUGCGCCAGCGGCCUUUGUGCUGCGAGCUCUUGCCAGAGUCAAGCCUUCCGAGCUCGAGCAAGCACUGCUGGUGCUGCCAUUCACAGUGGCUCUGCGGAUUCUCCACUUCGCCCCCCACUGGCUGCACCGCCCGCUGCCACAGCUGGAGUUCGCCGCCCGAGCUCUCGUCUCCCUCGUCCGCAUCCACCACUCACAGCUCGUCGCCACGCCCACCGCCCGCCCGCUACUGGCUGCCGUGCACACACUGCUACGGGCCUCACUCAAGGGCGCGGUAGCAACAGUGGGAUGCAACUUGGCUGCCAUAAGCCACAUCAAGUCUCUUCUCGCAUCAUCCCAGGCGUCCAUAGAGGGGGGAGACGGCACGGGUAUGGCAGAGAAGGUGAAAGAGAUCCGAGAGCGGCUGGCCAAAGGGCGCAACGCUGUUGUUGCAGAGAAACUUCAGAGAAACAAGGCGGAGAAGCGCAAGCGCAGGGCGGAGAAACAGAAGGCGAAGAGCUGA
Messenger RNA from Closterium sp. Naga37s-1, 4428 nucleotides. The record is from the annotation of a GenBank genome assembly. Lineage: Eukaryota; Viridiplantae; Streptophyta; Zygnematophyceae; Desmidiales; Closteriaceae.